AUGGGCUGUACGAUGAGUCAGGAGGAGCGAGCCGCCCUCGAGCGGUCUCGUAUGAUUGAGAAGAACUUGAAGGAAGACGGGCUACAGGCCGCCAAAGACAUUAAACUUUUGUUACUUGGUGCUGGCGAAUCGGGUAAAUCGACUAUCGUAAAACAAAUGAAAAUUAUACACGAAUCAGGUUUCACGGCAGAGGAUUAUAAGCAAUAUAAGCCGGUCGUAUAUAGUAAUACAGUGCAAUCGCUGGUCGCCAUUCUUAGAGCAAUGGGUAAUCUAUCGGUGCAGUUUGGAAUGUCUGAAAGAGAGCCGGAUCGUCCGUCCACUGCGCUUGGAUGUAAGAAUGAGAUUAAGAUUAAGGUGCAAGUAACUUCACGUUUUCACGAUAAUGAACUGCUGCAGGUAGAUGCAAAACUAGUGAUGGAUGUAGUGGCACGAAUGGAGGAUACAGAGCCGUUUAGUGAUGAAUUAUUAGGUGCUAUGAAAAGAUUAUGGGCUGAUUGCGGAGUGCAGGACUGCUUUGCCAGAUCGAACGAAUACCAGCUGAACGAUUCCGCGAAAUAUUUCUUGGAUGAUUUGGAUCGUUUGGGUCAAACUAAUUAUCAGCCGACCGAACAAGAUAUCCUUAGAACUCGAGUGAAGACAACUGGUAUUGUUGAGGUGCACUUCACUUUUAAGAAUCUUAACUUUAAGUUAUUUGAUGUGGGUGGACAGCGGUCAGAGCGUAAGAAGUGGAUACACUGCUUCGAGGAUGUAACAGCGAUUAUUUUCUGUGUGGCUAUGUCUGAGUACGAUCAAGUUUUGCAUGAAGACGAAACCACUAAUCGAAUGCACGAAUCGCUGAAAUUAUUCGACUCGAUUUGUAAUAAUAAAUGGUUUACGGAUACAUCAAUUAUUUUAUUCCUCAAUAAGAAGGAUCUCUUCGAAGAAAAAAUUAAAAAAUCACCUUUGACGAUCUGCUUCCCUGAAUAUUCAGGUAGACAAGAUUACCACGAGGCGAGUGCAUAUAUCCAGGCGCAGUUCGAGGCCAAGAACAAGUCGGCAAACAAGGAGAUUUAUUGUCAUAUGACGUGUGCCACGGACACCACGAAUAUUCAGUUCGUUUUUGAUGCGGUCACGGAUGUCAUUAUUGCGAAUAAUUUGAGGGGAUGUGGUUUAUAUUGA
This is a messenger RNA of Anisakis simplex (herring worm), 1158 nucleotides long. Lineage: Eukaryota; Metazoa; Nematoda; Chromadorea; Rhabditida; Anisakidae. The record is from the annotation of a GenBank genome assembly.